AUGAAGGGCUUACGACUAAACCGAAGCAAGUGUAAUUUCCUUAGUACUACAUUGUCAUUUUUCGGACAGGUCUUUUCGAAAGAAGGUACUCAUCCUGAUCCUAGGAGAGUAGCUGAUCUAUUAAAUGCACCUCAGCCAAAUAAUGCACAUGAAGUCAGGAGCUUUCUGGGCAUGGCCAACUAUAGUAGUAAGUACAUUCGAGAUUUUGCAACACUAACUGCUCCCCUUCGUGACCUGACGAAAAAGGAUGUUCGUUUUGAGUGGACUCAAACACACCAAACUGCUUUUGAAAAGCUGAAAAACACGCUUGCAAUUGCUCCAUGUAUGUCAUAUUUCGACAAAAACAAACAAACUUUUGUGACAGUUGAUGCUAGUCCUGUAGGAAUUUCUGGGAUUCUUUCUCAGAAACCAAGAAACGGUGACGUAGACAGUCAACAGAUAAUUGCAUAUGCCAGCCGAGCGCUGACUGAUACAGAAAAGAGAUACUCCCAGACGGAAAAGGAAGCGUUAGCGAUAGUAUGGGCAGUUGAACAUUUCCAUUUAUUUUUAUUUGGAAGUGAAUUUACACUUAUAACUGACCAUAAACCUUUAGAAAUUAUUUAUGGCCAACGUACAGCCAAAACAUCUGCACGAAUUGAAAGAUGGGUGCUUCGACUCCAACCAUAUACAUUUAAGAUAAUCUAUAAAUCAGGUGCCAGCAACCCUGCGGACUAUCUUUCCCGUCAUCCAACAAACGAAAGCAAACGAAAACAGGAGAAGAUGACGGAACAAUAUAUUAAUUUUAUAACUCAAAACAGUGUCGCUAAGGCGAUGACAUUACAAGAAAUAAUCAAUGCAACUAACGCAGACGCAGCACUAACGGCACUCCAUGAUGCAAUUAAAACAAACAAAUGGGAUUCCCCAAUUGUAAAACCGUUCAAAGCCGUAAAAAACGAACUUACGUCUACCACACACGGUGUUAUACUUCGAGGAACACGGAUUGUCAUUCCUGCGGCUCUACAACAACGUGAUAUUGCACAUGAGACACACUUAGGAAUAGAGAAAACGAAGUCUCUAAUUCGUGAAAAAAUCUGGUUUCCGCAAAUUGACAACCAAGUAAAAAACACAAUUGCUAAGUGCACCACUUGUCAAGCUGUCGGACAGGCGAAUCCUCCAGAACCAUUACGUAUGACCGAAAUGCCAGAGUUACCAUGGAGAACUGUCCACAUAGAUUUUUAUGGUCCAAUACCAUCGUCUGAAUAUCUGUUAGUGGCGGUAGAUAGAUACUCCAGAUUCCCAGAGGUUGAGAUCGUUCAUUCAACACGAGCCUCAACAGUCAUUCCAAAACUUGACAAAAUGUUCUCAGUUCAUGGCAUUCCUGACACCAUUAUAUCUGACAAUGGUCCCCCUUUUAAUGGAGACGACUAUGCACGAUAUCUGAAAGCCCUUGGUAUUCAAGCUAAGUUUUCAACACCCUAUUGGCCCCAACGUAACGCUACAGUUGAACGAUUUAUGCGACCGUUAGGAAAAGCGCUCAAGACAGCGGACACUCGAAGGACGACCAUGGAAACAAGAAUUGAACCGUUUUCUUUUACAAUAUC
This is a messenger RNA of Paramuricea clavata, 1580 nucleotides long. The record is from the annotation of a GenBank genome assembly. NCBI's taxonomy places the organism in Eukaryota, Metazoa, Cnidaria, Anthozoa, Malacalcyonacea, Plexauridae.